AUGAAGCGCCUCGCGCUGCUCCUCUGGGUCGCCCUCGCCUCCGGCGCCGCCGGCGACGAGGGCGCCGAGGAGGCCGACGAAAACGAGCCGGACGACGACAUCGACUACUGGGCGCGGGCCGUCGUCGCGGACCCGGGCCAGCUGCGCUGCGGGUCCGCCGAGUUCUACGACACCAUCGACAUGCGCUGCGCGCCCUGCGCCGACAUGGGCGACGACGCGCUCGUCGGCGACGGCCGCUACGCGGACGGCGCGGGCAACGCGCUCCGGUGCCGGUGCCCCGUCGGCUCGCGGCUGUUUUCGCUCGCCGAGGGCUGCGACGUCGACGGCCGGUGCGGCGCGCUGCGCUGCCUCCCCUGCGCCGAGACGAGCGCGAGCGACAACUCGGUGUGUCUCGCGUGCGACAACGCGACGACGACGGGCGUCGACGCGGCGACGGGCGACUGCGGCUGCGGCGGCCACCAGCGCCUCGUCGAGCGCGACUUCGGCGGCGCGCUCCUCGACGCCAAGACCUGCGUCGCCUGCGCGCCGGGGCUCUUCGUCACCAAGGGCGGCGGCGUCUUCGGGGGCGUCGCCUACGACGGCGACCGCUACGCGUGCCGGCGGUGCCCGGACCCGCGGAUGGCCUACAGCGCGACCGACGGCGCCUGCGAGUGCCCCGCGCCCUACGAGCUCGCCGGCGUCGAAUCCGUCGGCGCCCAGACCUGCGUCGACGCGGCCCAGCUCGGGCUGACCUACGCGGCGUACCCCGAGGCCGCCGCGGUCCGCGUGCCCUACCGCAACGUCCAGUCCAAGCCCAACGGCGACGCCGACGGCGUCGCGACCGUCGCGUCCGAGACCUUCCGCCACUACUACGGCGCCGCGGCCGCCGGGUGCCUCUACUACGACGGCACGGCCGCGGCCGCGCGGAAGUGCCAGGCGCUCGCGAACCUCUGCGCUUUGACGCAGUACGACCUCGGCUCGACGCCCUGCCGCUUGUACGACGACCUCGCGUCGCUGCGGGCGACGCGCAACACCUGGGGCGCCAAGGACCACCUGCCCUGGCUCUUCUACGACCGCGACGGCGACGCGGUGCGCUCCGACGGCGCGCUCCAGAUGGAGAUGGCCUUCACGUCCAAGGACCGCGGCCGCGACCACAAGCUGCGGUUCCGCCUGGCCAAGUACGCCCUCGGCGGCGACUUCCUCGGCUACGAGGAGCUGAACACGCAGCUCUUCUACUGCGAGGCGCCCGCGCCGAGCACGGGCUCCGGCGGCGGCGCGGCCAAGGACACGAGCUGGGUCCGCUACGGCUACUCCCUGCGGGACCACUUCACCUGCGACCUCCGGUCGCUCUGGGCCCGGGAGCAGGUCCUCUACGACCUCUACCUCGUGGACACGGAGGGCCUCUGCGAUGGCGCGGAGGCCGCCGCGGUGGCGGACGACGGCGCGGAGCGGACGGAGUGCCUCUACCCCGUGCCCGUGUUGAACAAGGGCCUGAAGAACCGCGACGGCAAGGGCGUGAACAAGAACGGCAAGACCGAGGACGGCGACGACGACAUCUUCGUGCGGCGCUUCGCGCUCUUCGACGUCGCUUCCGGCGUCGACGACGAGGCCGAGGUCUACGGGUCGCCCGCGAUGACGCGCUUUCUCGUCGAGGCGAAGCUCCACGUCAUCGGCAAGACGAAGAACCCGGAGCGCUUCUUCGUGCCCUACCUCGAGCUCAAGUACCGCGAGCGGUCGCGCGCGGACAUCCUGGGCAGCGAGGGCAUGCGCGAGACCGAGGUCGACGUCGAGGUCGAGUACUCGAAGAGCUCGCGGCCCUUCUGGCGCGUCGCCGACGGUUUUGCGUAUUUUCUGCUGGCCGUCGUGGGCCUGACCUGGCUCCACGCGUGCCGCCACUGGCAGCUCCGGCACUACGCGGUCGACUCGGCGAACCUGCCGACGGGCGGCUUCACGGUCGCGUACCUCGUCAACGUCAUCGUGCUUUUGGGGCGCAUCGGCGUGCACAUCUUUUUUCCCUUCGUGUUCAUCCUGUGCUCCUAUUAUUUCGUGUUCUUCAAGCUCCAGGAGGCCGCGUACACGCUGCUGCCCGCGGAGAACCGCCACGACGGCAAGGACUUCGAGUACUACCCCGUGCGCACGGCGAUCAUCUCCAUGUGGGCCUUCCAGACGGCCGUCGUGCUGCAGAUCGUCGUGCGCAUGUGCCAGAUGGAGAUUUUCUUCGUGGACUGGGAGCCGCCGCGGAAGCCCGACGUCGGGAAAGCGGCGCCCGUGUCCGUCUGGCGGACCAUCUUCGUCGCGAACGAGUUCUCGGAGAUGAUGACGGCGCGGCGCACGUCGACGCACUUCGUGCUCUUCUGCCUGGGCUUCUUCCUCGUCGCCAUGGGCCUCGAGAACAACGCGACGCCGCAGCCGGAUCUGGGGGAUUUGACCGCGGGCCACCGGAACAUCGCCCUGCGCUUCGCGAACACGACGUGGUGGUGGCUCAUCCUCGCCUUCGGCCAGUGGCUCUGGAACUUCUACGUCUACGAGCGCUUCAUCUCGGAGCCCGUCGCGCAGUCGUUCGUCGACGUCUGCACCGUCGCGAAAGUCUCCGUCGUCGUCUUCGACAGCGAGUACCACGGCUGGUACAUCCACGGCGACGCGUCCUACGAGCACGCCGACGACACCAUGGCGGCGCUCACGGACCACCUGCUCCACGAGGCGUCCGCGGGCCACGCGCAGCGCGGCCUCGAGCCGACGCUGCCGAACGUGACCGUGUUCCAGAUGUGGCUCACGCCCCAGUUCCGCCGCGCGUGGCGGUCCGUGCAGCACAAGGUGAGGCAGUCGGCCCUGGACGUCUUCGACCCGGAGGAGGAGCGCCGCGACCGCGAGGCCGAGCGUGCCGCGGCGCGCGCGGACGCGCGGGACCCGUCGCGGCCCGCGCGGCGGAGCCGGCGGCGGUCCGCCGCGGUCCGCGCGUCGCUGCCGCCGCCGGCGCUCGGCGAGGCGAAGCUCGGGAGCCGCAGCCUCUUCGGCGGCGGGCGGUCGGAGUCGCUCGCGAGCCGCAUGCGCAAGUCGCACGCGGCGGAGAAGAUCGCCGUGUUCCUCAAGACGUUCCUCGGCCACGGCUACAAGGACAAGUUCGCGCUCGACUGGGUCGCCAAGGAGACGAACCUCCUGGAGCGGCUCACCUACGCGACGCCCCAGCGGACGACGCCCCACGUCAUCCUCCAGCCCGACCGCACGUGGUUCCUCGGCGACGACUCGUGGACCGCGAUCACGUUCCUCGGCCACGACUGGGAGAUCCUCAUGCAGGAGAUCCUCACCUUCGCCGUCGCCGACAUCUGGUUCCGCUCCACGUCCCUCUCCAUCUUCCUCACCUUCCUCCUCCACCACGCCAUCCGCCUCCUCUGCGCGUCCUACUGCGAGGCCAACAUCGCCGACUCGUCCUACCGGGACGAGUUCGUCAUGUCGUGGAGCCCGAAGUUGAACGUGAUCACGUCCCACUUCACGGGCACCAUGGCCUGCGUCACGAGCCAGCGGUCGAGGCACGCGACGCCCGUCGCCGCGUCGCCGGCGCCGCCGUCGGACACGUCCCAGGGCCCGUGCUGGACCUGCGCGACGUCGAAGAGCAAGGCUUCGACGUUCUUCGUCGCGAGCGUCGAGGCGCAGCAAGCUCUUGACGGCGAGGCCUUCGACGAAGAGGUGCCGAAGCUGCCGCUGUACAUAGCCUUCGGCCUGAUCUUUGGCGUCGCGCCCAUGCUGCCGCACUCCUACAACAAGGACCUCGUCUGGCUCGUGUCGACGAUCUACAAACGCGUCGGCCCGGGCGGCCUCUUGGCGAUCCCCUUUUGCACGCUGACGAUGGAGAAGGUCGCCUACGACACGUACACGGCCUACUGGGGGAAGAGCAUCUACGAGGACGCGGCGGCCGCGGCGAAGAAGCCCGUGCCGCAGUUCCCGUCGGGCGGGAGCCAGCUGCCGAGCUUCUCCGUCAUCGAGACGCGCAAGUUCUCUUCGGACCACGUCGUCUUCCGCAGCGCCUACGUCGAGGCCGCGCGCGCGUGCCUCUCCUCCUCCCUAUUCCCGGGAAGCGCGGCGCCCCUCGCGCGGCGAGAGACGAAGCAGUAA
Messenger RNA from Aureococcus anophagefferens, 4089 nucleotides. RefSeq lists its product as hypothetical. Gene Ontology annotation, cellular component: ciliary transition zone; MKS complex. The transcript has 3 exons. The coding region runs from base 1 to 4089 and encodes 1362 amino acids. The record is from RefSeq and is a predicted model, not a curated record. Gene Ontology annotation, biological process: cilium assembly. Lineage: Eukaryota; Pelagophyceae; Pelagomonadales; Pelagomonadaceae.